UCCAUUUAAUUUAUAAACGAGCCAAACACGAAGGAGAUAUUUGGAUACACUGUCACCACCUCUCGUGACUCUGUCAUCGACUGACUCAUACCUACUCUCUCAUCUGUCUGUUAACCACACCAGUCAUUCAAUCGAACCCUAAUUUGACGUGUCUCGUAUGGGGUGAAUCGACAGUUAUUAUGGAGUGGGACAGUAGCAGUUCUGAUCUAAGCGGAGACGAUGAAGGAGGCUUCUUAUUGAACGAUGGCGGACCGCUGCCGUUCCCCGUGGACGGGCUGCUGCAACCGGCGCCCUGUGGUUUCGUGGUUACGGAUGCGUUGGAGCCUGAUCAACCGAUUAUUUAUGUUAAUUCGGUUUUUGAGAUGGUUACUGGAUAUCGAGCUGAAGAAGUCCUUGGUCGUAAUUGUCGGUUUUUGCAGUGCAGGGGUCCAUACGCAAAGCGAAGGCACCCACUGGUGGACUCAACGGUAGUUUCAGAAAUCAGAAGAUGCCUUAAUAAUGGUAUUGAAUUCCAAGGAGAGCUACUAAAUUUCAAAAAAGACGGUACCCCAUUAAUGAACAGACUGCGUAUGACAUCUAUUUACGGUGAUGAUGAUGAAGUAACCCAUAUCAUUGGUAUCCAGUUCUUUACAGAAGUAAACAUUGACCUGGGCCCACUUCCGGGAUCAACAAUAAAGGGAACUGUAAAAACAUCCGAUGUCUUCUGUUCUGGUCUUCUGUCCUCAUGUAUAACUUCAAGCAAGAACAGCGAUUGUUCUACUCAUGAGCUCUGUGGGAUUCUACAAUUAACCGAUGAAGUGCUUUCGCUAAAGAUUCUUUCACGGUUAACACCGAGAGAUAUAGCAUCCGUUGGAUCUGUUUGCAUGCGGUUUUACGAAGUCACCAAGAACGAGGAUUUAUGGAGAAUGGUUUGUCAGAACGCAUGGGGGAGUGAAACGACCAGAGUUCUCGAGACGGUUCCCGGGGCUAAACGGUUGGGAUGGGGUCGUUUGGCGCAGGAGCUCACGACUCUCGAAGCGGCUGCAUGGAGGAAGCUAACCAUUGGCGGUGCGGUCGAGCCGUCCCGCUGCAAUUUCAGCGCGUGUGCAGUUGGGAACCGUGUGGUUUUAUUCGGCGGGGAGGGAGUCAACAUGCAACCGAUGAACGAUACCUUUGUGCUCGAUUUAAACUCAAGCAAACCCGAGUGGCAGCAUAUUAAAGUCGGCUCACCACCCCCCGGUCGUUGGGGUCAUACGCUUUCUUGCGUGAACGGUUCCAAUUUGGUCGUGUUUGGCGGCUGCGGGCUCGAAGGGUUAUUAAACGACGUCUUUUUGUUGGAUUUGGAUGCUAAACAUUUAAUAUGGCGUGAGAUUUCCGGUUUGGCCCCACCACUUCCGCGAUCAUGGCACAGUUCAUGCACUCUCGACGGCACAAAGUUAAUCGUUUCCGGUGGUUGUGCGGAUUCAGGAGUACUUCUUAGCGACACUUUUUUACUCGAUCUUUCAAUGGAGAAACCCAUGUGGAAAGAGAUAUCCGUAUCAUGGACCCCACCAUCUCGUCUUGGUCACACGUUAUCAGUCUACGGUGGAAGAAAAAUCUUGAUGUUUGGUGGUCUUGCAAAGAGUGGGCCCCUGAGGUUUCGGUCAAGCGACGUAUUCACAAUGGAUUUAAGUGAGGAUGAGCCGAGUUGGAGAUCGGUAACCGGGAGUGGAAUGCCGGGUGCUGGUAAUCCAGGUGGCAUAGCUCCACCUCCUCGGCUUGACCACGUGGCAGUCAGCCUUCCUGGUGGGAGAAUACUUGUGUUUGGCGGGUCGGUUGCGGGUCUCCACUCGGCUUCACAACUGUAUAUUCUUGACCCGACUGAGGAGAACCCCACAUGGAGAAUAUUGAAUGUGCCGGGUCGACCACCGAGGUUUGCUUGGGGGCAUAGUACGUGUAUUGUUGGAGGUACACGCGCUAUUGUUCUUGGUGGUCAAACCGGUGAGGAGUGGAUGCUAAGUGAGCUUAAAGAAUUAUCUUUAGCAAGUUACGUCAUCUAAAUUACAAAAAAAAAAGUUUUAAAAAAAUCAUGAACGUGUUACAAGUGGGAUUCAAGGUGGUGUUUGGCUUCUCUUGUUUACAGAUUGUCCCGAAAAAGGUACUAUUUUUGUCAGAUUUGUGCAGAAGUCUUCUUUAGUAUACCCACUUUGGAUUCUUUAUCUUUUUUAGGUUCGCUGUAAUUCACAGAUUAAGUAGGGUUAGCCGUAUGAUACAACAUAGAUAUCAGUUUCAUCAUGUACUUUGAACCCUGAAAAAGAGUAAGAACUAAAACACUGAAAGAAGAUGGUGUUUCUGGCGCUUCUAGUUGUAUAUAACGGUACAUAUUGGUGUGGCCCUGUAGGUGAGGACCCUUUAUUGGUACAUAUUGGCGGAAUAUAUAGCGGUUGUAAUAAUCGUGUUGUGUGGGCUUUUAUCUUCUUUGUUUGUCUUACCUUUUUAUUACUUGCAGAGGUAGGGCUUUGGAUGCUGCUUUCAGCUUGUGAGCCUUGUUCAAUUUAUUUCAUACACUUGCUUUCAUGUUAUAAUCUUUGACACUGGACCCAUGACUAAUUAGUUGUAAAGUAUGGAUUAUCAUGGAUUUAGCUAAUAUCUAUGAACUCGACUUGAUGUGGUGGUCACUUUAGCAGGCUAACUUUUUGCUGCGCAGUGAACCGGGUCGAUUCUAGAACUCAAGUUUGGUGAGCAGGAUCUAGGCAGUUUGAUGAUGAGAUCAUUGGUUUAGUUGUUGACUGCAGAACUGAAGAGUUGUACAUUAUAUUUUUUUAUAUCUAUGGUUGGAUACUUGGAUGCUACUGUUUGGUCAAAAGCCUAGUUUUGUGAACC
Helianthus annuus (common sunflower) is the source of this 2841-nucleotide messenger RNA. Its product is annotated as adagio protein 1. Bases 180 to 2018 code for a protein of 612 amino acids. NCBI's taxonomy places the organism in Eukaryota, Viridiplantae, Streptophyta, Magnoliopsida, Asterales, Asteraceae. The record is from RefSeq and is a predicted model, not a curated record. Gene Ontology annotation, molecular function: protein binding. The transcript has 3 exons. Gene Ontology annotation, biological process: circadian rhythm; response to blue light. Gene Ontology annotation, cellular component: cytosol; SCF ubiquitin ligase complex; nucleus.